GAGGCCCUUUGCACCAUGAGGCCCUGGCUGCUCCCGCUGCUGCUGCUGCUCCUGGCUGGGCCCCCCACCGUGUGGCCUGCACCCCCGACCUGCUACUCCCGGAUGCUGGGCCUGAGCCUGGAGAUCAGCCGGGACUUCCAGAGGCUGCAGGCCAUGGAGCCCUCGGAGCUGUGUGUGACGUACCUGCCCCGGCUGUACCUGGACAUCCACAACUACUGCGUGCUGGCCAAGCUGCGGGACUUCGUGGCCUCGCCCCACUGCUGGCGAGUGGCCCCGGUGGACGCCCUGAAGGAUAAAGUGCGGAAACUCUACACCAUCAUGAACUCCUUCUGCAGGAGGGACCUGGUGUUCCUGUCCGAUGACUGCAGCGCCUUGGACUACCCCAUCCCAGCCACCACGGUCCCGCCCGACCCGCAAGGCUGAGGCGGCCCAGCCCAGAGAGAGCGGGGCUGAAGGCGGUCAGCUGCCCAGGCACUGGGCUGAGCCCCUCCCCUCAGGCUCCCGUUCGCUGUCGCAUCCCAUGCUGUCACGCUGCCACACGCCUCUCCAGCGCUGGAGAGCAGGCUGGUGCCGACCAUGGAACUCCCUCGAGCCCCUUAGCCCCCUGCUCCCCCCACCCGCCGGGCUGGCACGCUGCCGGGCGCACAGCGCAGGUGCACUUGGAAGGCGCGAGCCAGCUUCUCCCGGGGAACAGCCGCGUGAGAACAAGCGAAAUGACGCGCGUGGUCGGUUCUCCUCGGAGGGGUGGCGGCACCGCGUUUCUCUUUCUCCGCGGAAACCUGCUUGCAUUUAACCAAACUGUUUCACACCCGCUCCCGCCACGAGCUCCCCGAGCUGCUUGCAUUGUGAGGAAGCGUUGCCGCCUGUAUGUGUGCUAGCGAGGCCCACAGACGGCAGCCACUCCUCAUUGAAAGGUGACCACACGCAAAUAAAGACGAUCCCUCCAGCGCAACGUGCGUCAGUGGC
Myotis davidii is the source of this 966-nucleotide messenger RNA. It is a transcript of the gene CYTL1, whose product is annotated as cytokine like 1. The record is from RefSeq and is a predicted model, not a curated record. Bases 16 to 423 code for a protein of 135 amino acids. Gene Ontology annotation, biological process: positive regulation of transcription by RNA polymerase II. The transcript has 4 exons. Lineage: Eukaryota; Metazoa; Chordata; Mammalia; Chiroptera; Vespertilionidae.